This is a messenger RNA of Sardina pilchardus (European sardine), 1210 nucleotides long. It is a transcript of the gene fam217bb, whose product is annotated as family with sequence similarity 217 member Bb. The record is from RefSeq and is a predicted model, not a curated record. Bases 197 to 1210 code for a protein of 337 amino acids. NCBI's taxonomy places the organism in Eukaryota, Metazoa, Chordata, Actinopteri, Clupeiformes, Clupeidae. The transcript is spliced from 4 exons.
AGAAACCAAAAUUCCAGUGCUUCAGAAUGGUUAUCAGUCAAAAAGGAGAAGCAAACCCGAUCGACCCCCGCAGGUGGUGGACACCUCAAGCACACGGAGACAUCUGAACCUCAAGACAGGGCCGCAGCUGUCUUCCCUAUGGGAGACGAGAGAGAGGCCGCCGAAACAGGCCUCUCAUUCCAAAAAUAUCAAAGACAUGAGCCACAGGGGCCCAGGUAGAGGGCACUGCCAUGUUUCCCAGGGCCUCAGUCAUGCGUCAGAGCUGAGGAGGGACAGCUCUCGGGAGAGGAGGCCCCAGAGUUUAGGCCGAGCCAAUACCGGCGAGGACUCAGACAGUGCCAGUGACCUCUCCGACACGGAGAGAGCCCCCGCGCCCCCCACCCCUGGCACGCCGCCAGAUCUGAACCUGAGAGCCGAGGUCAUCGACCCCGCCGAGUUUCAGCGCCCCAGGGGUAUCCCUCAGAGGCAGCGGCAGCGACAGCCCCAGUGCCAGUUCAGUAAGAGCUACCCGGACUUCCUGCCGCCGCCUUUCAACGCCUGGAGCCUGCGGCAGCUGGCCGUGUUCCUCCACACGGAGGGCAAAGGCGUGCCACGGCCCCGACCCGUGGGUCAACUGGAGAAGUACCUGGAGCGGCUGCUGAAGCUGGAGUGGCAUCAGAGCCAGACGAUCCAGGACGAGACGGACGGCAACGAGGGCGGCAGCAGGGGUGCCCCCCGACCUUCCUGUUGCCCUCGGCCCCACAGUGCCAACCUGAGCACCCCCAAAAGCAUCCUCCAGUGCCAGCGGGCAUUCCCCCUCGCCCUGCUCUCCUCCAUCACCCACCCCAUGCCAGUCCAGCAGGUGGGAUGCGCGUGCCCGCACUGCCACCUCCGCUACCCGCACUGCAACGGCUCCUGCCGGACGUAUGCCUACCACCACAGCUCGCCCCUGAGCCCUCUGGUGGAGCGACGGGGCCGCGCAGCCGUGCCCAAGAGAAGCAGCAGCGAGAACCGCACCAAGGCGACCGAGCCUGCUCUCCCGUCCCGUGGCCGCAAGCCAGGGAGCUUCAACGGGAGCAGUCACCUGAGACGCAUGCAGGCUGCGGGAAACAUCCGCAACCCAUCGCUCAGCCCUCCAAGGCUCCAGCCGCCGCGGCCUGUGUUUACAUCCAUGGAGGCCGGGGCCGGGGCCGGGGCCAGGAGGGGGCGAGACCCAAGCAGCGGAGCAUAA